AUGAAGGGUGUUAUGGGGUUCGGUAAGAGGGGAAAGUUGAGCCCCAGGUAUAUUGGUCCAUUUGAGAUUAUUGACUGUAUGAGCGAUGUAGCUUAUAAGUUGGCAUUACCGCCAGACUUGGUGGGAGUUCAUUCGAUUUUUCAUGUUUCGAUGCUGAAGAAGUACUAUGCUGACAGUACCUACAAUGUUCAUAUGUAUUCUAUGUUGCUUGAUGAGAAUUUGACUUACGAUGAGGAGCCUAUUACGAUCUUGAAUAGGCAGGUUCAAAAGUUAAGGUCGGAGGAGAUUACUUCUGUGAAGGUGCAAUGGAAGCAUCAUCCCGUCGAGGAGGCUCCUAGGGAGACCGACUUCGACAUGUGUAGCCAAUAUCCCCAGUUGUUCACUCAUUCAGUCUUUUCGGCAUUUUCGCCCUUUUCCGAGCAUUAA
Molecule: messenger RNA, 426 nt
Organism: Lycium barbarum (goji berry)
Lineage: Eukaryota; Viridiplantae; Streptophyta; Magnoliopsida; Solanales; Solanaceae
Exons: 2
Coding region: 1-426 (141 amino acids)
Source: RefSeq, a predicted model, not a curated record